Molecule: messenger RNA, 2396 nt
Organism: Mustela erminea (ermine)
Lineage: Eukaryota; Metazoa; Chordata; Mammalia; Carnivora; Mustelidae
Gene: CSKMT
Product: citrate synthase lysine methyltransferase
Exons: 3
Coding region: 474-1196 (240 amino acids)
Source: RefSeq, a predicted model, not a curated record
UACCGGUCUUUCGCGAGGCGGGGGCAGAGGAGGUUAGCGUCUGGGUUGCGGAGCUGGGUGCCAGGGUCGGAGUUCUGGGCGAGGUCUGCGCACCCUCCUUUUCUUGGCGGGGGUCGGGUGUGCGGUCCCGGUCCCCGUAAUGUACGGAGGCAGAGGGAAAGGGCUCUGGUCCCCUCGGCGUCAUGUCUUCGGUGCCCGCGGCAUCCAGUCCGCCGGUUCUAUCCUCAAGCGCCGGGACACGGCCUCCGAGAAGCGUGGCGGAACGGAGGUUCUGCAGGCUCCUCCUUCGUGCGCUCACGCCUUCUCCUUUGAUUUCAGGUCUUUGGAACCGCCCCUGGAGCCGGAGCAGUCGCGUCCCCUCUUUAACUGCCCGUUGCAAACAAUAAAGGACGAUCGUACCCUAAUAGGCUCCUGCGGGCGUGCGGGCGGCAUUUCGCGGAAGGCUCUCUGGCCGACCUUGCCGGGAUCUCCAGAUGGCCGCGCUGCGCCGAACCCUCCACGUGGCGACCCUGGCGGCUGGGGCGCGCCGUGCUUUGGCGGGCUCCCUGGCUGGUAGCUGCCUGGCUGACCGUCGCCUCUGGGAUAAGCUCCAUGCCGAUACCCGAAAAGGCCACGUCCCCACGUUCGACUGGUUCUUUGGGUAUGAGGAAACCCAGGGGUUGCUGCUGCCGCUCCUGCAGAAGACAGCGGCUGCCUGCCCACCGCGGGUGUUGGACGUGGGCUGUGGGACCUCCAGUCUGUGUACAGGCCUCUACACCCAGUGCCCACAUCCCGUGGAUGUGCUGGGGGUGGACUUCUCCCCUGUGGCUAUUGCCCACAUGAAGCGUCUCCUGGAAGGUGGCGAAGGCCAAACACCCCUGUGUCCUGGGCAUCCUGCCUCCAGACUCCACUUUAUGCAGGCUGAUGCCCAGAACCUGGAGCCAGUGGCUUCCUCAGGCUCCUUCCACCUAGUGCUGGAUAAGGGCACCUGGGAUGCUGUUGCCCGUGGUGGUCCGCAGGGAGCUUACCAGCUUCUGUCAGAGUGCCUCAGGGUCCUAAGCCCCCAGGGGACCCUGAUUCAGUUCUCAGACGAGGAUCCUGAUGUGCGGCUUCCCUACCUGGAGCAAGGGUCCCCAGGCUGGAGUGUGACUGUGCAGGAGGUAGGCCCUUUUGGGGGCAUUACUUACUUUGCUUACUUGGUUCAAGGCUCUCAUUAAAGCCCUCAGUCCUGACCCAAAUUUUUCUAUUGGGUGAGGAGGGCGAUGGACAGCUUUUCAACUUUGUAAGAUGGCUGGGAAGCGAGGAUUUGAGGCCUGGCUUCCACAUUUACUAGUUGGGUACACAGAGUAUGAAAUGUUUCUGUCCCCUGGUUCACAAACUGACAGCAGGGUAGGAAUAAUAACCCAGAGCUAGGGGAUUACGGAUGAUGAUGGGUGAAAUACGGAGCAUUUAGCAAUGGCAGGCACAAGAGGGGUGCUAAAUAGAGAAGGUACAGUGAUUCAUUCCCCAGCCCCAAUAAAUUGGAACUCCUAAAAACAGGAGUUUUGUGGGGGGUUUUGUGGGUUAUUUUGAGGACUUUGGGUUUUGUUUGCUUGUUCUUAGAUUUAUUUAUUCUAGAGAGAGAGGGAGAAUCCCAAGCCAUCUCCAUGGCCAGUGCAGAACCCAAAUCAGGGCUCCAUCUUAAAACCCUGAGAUCAUGACGUGAACUGAAACCCUAGUCGGAUGCUUAACCGACUGAGCCACCAGGGUGCCCCCAUUAGAGGAGUUUUUUAAUCGAGGCCUUCUUAAUCCAAAUCCCAGUACAGACCGACUUGUGUGACCCAGUGGCCUCACCUAUAGAAGGGGGAAGACUGAAAGAACCCACAGAACGGCCUCAACAAAUCACCAAAAUGUUGAGGGAGACCGAAGGAGACUUACCCUCAAAGCUUCUGGGAGGCAGGAGAUGUGAAUAUUCCACAAAACAGCUUGGACAAACAUGGGAGCGUGCUGCUGGCUUCCACAGAGGACAGGGACCGGAGGCUUCAUGAUAGUCCGUGUCCUCAGGAAUCCAGGAGACCUCUUGUUCUCCAUAUUCCUGCCCCUGGCCAAGUUCUGGGUUAAAGGUUCUUAAGGGAGAUCUGGGGUCCAGUGGGCUCCAAGUCCAGCCUGGGGGAAAAAGCAGUUGGAAGAGCCCAUUAAGGGUGAAAAAUACUUCUGAUCUAUUACUGACUUUUUAAAAAAUGCUAUUUAUUUACUUAGUUUUAAGACUUUAUUUAUGACAGAUAGCAAGAGAGGGUGAGCUGAGGGCAGAUGCUUAACUACUGAGCCACGCAGGCAGCCCUGUGACUGACUUUGAAAUAGGGAAACGGGCAUCUGGGUGGCUCAGUGGGUUGGGCCUCUGCCUUUGGCUUGGGUUAUGAUCUCAGGGUUCUGGGGUU